This is a messenger RNA of Pectinophora gossypiella (pink bollworm), 1593 nucleotides long. RefSeq names its product leptin receptor gene-related protein. NCBI's taxonomy places the organism in Eukaryota, Metazoa, Arthropoda, Insecta, Lepidoptera, Gelechiidae. The record is from RefSeq and is a predicted model, not a curated record. Gene Ontology annotation, cellular component: endosome. The coding region runs from base 141 to 536 and encodes 131 amino acids. The transcript has 4 exons. Gene Ontology annotation, biological process: late endosome to vacuole transport via multivesicular body sorting pathway.
AAAAAUUAUGUCACGGGCAGGCACAGAACAGACGUCAUAUUUUGUGAAUUUAGAGUUUUGUGAUUGUUAAGUUGAUUCACAGUAAUACAGCUUAAGUUACUGUAGUGAUAUUUUAACUUAGUGCACGAACGUUAUAAAUAAUGGCUGGGAUCAAAGGCCUCAUCUCGCUGGCUUUUGCUGGAUCUAUUGGGAUGACAUUUGUUAUACUAGCAUGUGCCUUACCAAGUUUUAACAAGCAAUGGUGGCCAUUCUUCGUAGUACUGUUCUACAUGCUGUGUCCGAUACCGACGAUGAUUGCUCGCCGCCACACUGACACCACUGGCGGCAGCAACUCACCCUGCAUGGAGACAGCUAUCUUCAUCACCAUGGGCUUCAUCGUCAGUUCAUUUGCACUGCCCAUAGUCCUCACCCGUGCAGGAGUGAUUCUGCUGGGUGCAUGCUACCUUACUCUGGCUGGCAAUGUGAUUGUGUAUCUCACUAUUCUUGGCUUCUUCACAAUCUUUGACAUGGACGACAACGAUUAUGCGAUGUGGUGAGAGAUCUAGAAGCCAUAAGAACGAUCUAACAUUAGCAGAUUGUAUGUAUCGUAAGGCAUGUUGUGGUUAUGUCUAUGUUAAACAUAAGUCUGAAAGUAUUGAUACUGAUAAAUGAUUUAUUUUAUGUGUUAAAAAGGUUUUAUUUGAUUCUUAGUUUUGUUUCUAAACUAACAAUAGAAAAGUUUUUGAAAUAUUAUUCUAGAGUCAUUUGAACUACUUACAUCUAUUUAAUUAAUAAUGUUAUUUUCCACAUCUUUAACUUCAUACCUUUUGUUAUUUAAAAAGUUUUAGAUGUUGUAAUUAAUGGGAUUUGUACUCAACAUAGGUACAACAAUGUUAUGUUCUAAUUAAGGAAAUUUUAGUGUAAGAAAAUUAUACAUAUUUUUUAAUAUUUAAAUAGAAAAAUCUUCUCCGUGUCUCAGUUCUUGUUUAAACAGAAAGAUUAUACUGAAAACAAAGUCAAUAUCCACAUUACAUUAAUGUAAACUUCCUUUUUGAAAUAUUUAUUCUAACGAUUAUCUGUAUGUAAAGAAAUUAUUUUACCAAGCUUUAUAUUAAAAUUAAUGUAUUCUUUUAUAGUAAUCAAAAACAUUAAUUCGGUAUAGGUAAUUAAGUCUUUCGUCGGUAGAAUAUAAAAUUGAAGGAGAUUAGCACCAUUAUGGGGCUUAGGCUGAUGUUAUUUGGUCCAGUCUGGUGGUCAACAUUAGUACCUACAUCUUUAUACUUUAUCUCGAUUGUAACAAAAACUCAUCAUGAAUAUUCAUCAUGUCAUGUUCCAAUUCAAAUACAGUGCAAUUACAAAAGCUUCAAAUAUGAGUAUUUUCAUUGUAAAUGUUAAAUAUAACAAAAUUGUUAUGGAUCGUUCUUAUUGGAAUCACUCAGUGAAACCAUUUUUAAAUGGGAAUGAAUAUCAACUCUCCUAUACUAAUUAAUGGUCAUCUCUACAUUAUUAACGCUUUUGAGAGUUUUUGCGUGUUCCAGUUACAUUCCUGUAAUGUAAAUUGUGUAAAUAUAGCAUUAGUAUCAGGUCACAAUAAAUAUGAAUACAUGCUUUAUA